This is a messenger RNA of Danaus chrysippus (African queen), 2691 nucleotides long. The record is from the annotation of a GenBank genome assembly. NCBI's taxonomy places the organism in Eukaryota, Metazoa, Arthropoda, Insecta, Lepidoptera, Nymphalidae.
AUGUUUCCAACGGCGGACACUGAAGAUAUUUCUCGGGUCACGUCAUUAAACAGUAAACAGAGUCUUACUAGCAAUGACCGAGACUCACCUGAAAAUUCUCAAGUUGCAAAACAGGAUAAUAAUAAUAAAGAGUUAACAUUGAAAAUGUUGGUUAAAGAGGCGGUAUUUUGUAUUGCACUAGCACUUACUACAUAUGGAGCCUUACACAAUACGCCUUCCAAAACGUCCAAAGUUCCUCAAGCAGUAAGAUUUUUUAAUCCUGACUCGAUAGUAUCUGAUUGGUACAGAGGUCAGUUAAGCAAUGCCCUGUCUCUUAUAAAUUCUGAAGAUAUAUCAUUUGUUAUGUACUAUGCACCCUGGGAUGCUGAAUCACAAUAUGUGAGAGGAGAGUUUGAAAAGGCUGCAAAUAUUUUAAGUGAUAGAGUUCAUUUUUCUGCUAUCAACUGUUGGAAUCCAGGCAGUGAAUGCAGAUUGCAACAUAAUAAAAUACCUUCAUGGCCAAUACUUAUGGCAUACACUGUCACCUCUAGAGGUGUUUUAUAUAAAGGACCUAGAAAUGCAGAGAGUAUGGUUAAUUUUUUGGAAUUACUCAUGAGACCAUUACAGAGAGUAUCAAACACUGAAGAUUUAGUUAAUUUAUUGUCCAAAUGUGAUGCUGUUGCUGUAGGGUUUACGCCACUGACUGAAACCUCUAGGUAUUACAAUGUGUGGUACAGCGUGGCAUUAAAGUCGCGAGAGUUUGACACUAUUGGUGAAAUAUGUUUUGCUGCAGUUACAUCAAAUGAAUUAGCAAUGGAUCUAGGAGUUGAAAGUGUUCCUAAUGCUAGACUCAUGUUAUGGAAUGAUACUAAGGAGUAUAGACCAGAAGAAAGCAAUCAAUCAUGGAAUGAGACGUAUUUGAUGCACUGGGUUCUAGAGAAUUUUUCUCAACCUGUUGCCAGAAUCAUUCCAUUGUGGAAGAAGUCAUUUAAUUUUGAAAGAUAUGCUGAUGGUAAUCCCAUGUUAAUAUUAUUCACACCAUUAAAUCCAUUGUAUGAACAGCUGCCAUUGUAUUCAUUACUUCGCGAAGUCGCUAUGGAAUAUAACAACUGUAAAGAUAAAGAAAGUCAUCAAUGGACAUUGGAACUAAUAAAGUUGCAACAGGUACAAAGACUGUUGUAUCAGCAGAAGAACUACUUAAAUUUCUGUAGAGAAUAUAAAUUUAAGAAACCCGUCAAAAAAAUACCAUCGAUAUACAAAAAGGAGGUGAUAUCACAGAAUAACAAAUACCCUUGGAGCAAUGUGACCCAGAAGAAUCAAAAGAAUGGUGUAUUUAAUUAUCUUCUCAAGCAAGGAUUGGCUUUAUCGAAAUUAAUUGAGACAUCUAAUGACAACUCAGCUCUGUGGUCAACAUUAGGUUUUCUUGAGCAAUGUGAGUCAAGUGCGAUCAAAUCAUUGCCAGCUGAGAAAAGCUUUUAUGAAUACUUUGAGAAAUGUCAAACACUUGAGGAGCAGUUGAGCGAAAUUGAGACCGAUUAUCAAGAUACAGAAACAACAAUGCAACCGGCAGAAGAUGAUCCAUACUCAUCAGAAAAUCUAGUACAGGAUAAUGUGAAGCAUUUCUGUAAUAUAUUGCAGUUUGCUAAUGAUGUUAGUCCACAAAUAAUGCCAAGCAAAUCCAUUGGUAAUAUAACACAUUUACAUGGACUGGGAUGUAAAACUAACUUCACUAUGUACAUGAUAGCCGUUGAUAGCAUACGGAAUUAUCACUUUGCCGAGGCUCUUGGUAUUGAUAUUAAAAAUAAAAAGGAUAUGACAGCUGCUGUCAUAUUGGAUAGCAAGCAUGAGAGUCAGUACGUUCUGUCUGAAGACUACAGCGCUAAGUCAAUACGAGAUUUCAUAUACAAUUUCACCCAAAAGAAACUUAAGCGAACUCUUCGUACACACGUGGGGGCCGCUAAGAAUACUCACUAUUUCGGUUCAUAUGGAGAUACUGAACCCGACGGCAGAGAGGAUAAAGCAGUACAUAUUAUAGAUUUAACUACACAUACAUUUAGGAAAGUCGUUAGGACUCCUGGAGUGUUAACCAUAUUAUCUGUAUGCGGCGGUGCGUGCAGUGCGCAUACGUCGCGGGCCAUAUCUUGCGCGUCUCGUGCGCUGUCAGCUGCGGGGGUGGGUGUACAGGCGGCGCGUAUAGACGCCUUGAGGCAUGACCUUCCCGCGCAUUACACGCCGCAUAGAUACCCGGCGCUGUUCGUCUUGAAACCGGACGGGUCAGGUGAUUCAGACAGUCGGUCGUAUCCCGAGGGCGCGCGCUUGUCUUGCGCCGGCGCCGCAGCCCUGGCGCUCCGGUCCAUGGACGCUAGGUCGAGACUCUCAGUGAGGCUGCGACUCUGUUCUCAGAGCAAGCCAAUAUUCGAGAAGAGAGCAUGCCUGAAGGAUAUAAAAGAACAUGUAGUAACGGUCAUCGGAAGAAACUUGAAAUAUUGGCGUCGAACAGAAAUCAAGGGGUUCAGGGAUUCUAUAUUCAAAAGACUGCAAUAUUUACAUCAAGUAUCAUUAUACCUCGGACUGAUUCACGUAGACGACCUUAAAAAUAACAAUCAGAAACAAAGAUUACUGGUGCAAGCCCUAGACGAUCUAUCAAACAACUGGGAGAUUGACGUGACUUUAUUGAGGAAAAAUUCAACCCAAAAAACCGUCGAGAGAUGA